Molecule: messenger RNA, 2351 nt
Organism: Punica granatum (pomegranate)
Lineage: Eukaryota; Viridiplantae; Streptophyta; Magnoliopsida; Myrtales; Lythraceae
Source: RefSeq, a predicted model, not a curated record
UGUUUGCUGUGACCCAGUAGGCAUCCAUAUUGGAUGACUGGAUCAUCCGCUGCUGCACCCGUCGUUCAUUAUGGGACCUACAAUGAUCAACGGUUGUAGUUCGGUCUGGCCGGGAAUUCGGCUGCGUUGAUGUGGUCCGGGUCUCUGGAACCACUUGCUGUAACUGGGCCAGGAUGACAUGUCCUUUGUCAGGCAGUAAUGGAACCUUUUUCCUAGUUCUAUAAGUAAAGCUGGACGCUUGUUCUUGCAUUAACUCCUCAUCAACUUAUCGUAUGAAACUGUGAAUCCAUUCCGAGGUUUCACUGCCAACCCAAAGAGUUGGAUAGCACGGCGAGCGUCAUCUUCUCUCUACCGAAGUUAUAUACCACUUCGUUUUGAGAGAGGUGAUGCUCUCUCAGGUGAAGAGGUCUCCUCUGAUCUUCAGCUCGUGUAAAGUGGAAGCCAACAGAGUCAUGGCCGCUCCUACAAAGAACAGAAAGGUCUCCUUCGCCAUGGAGAGGACUGCCCAAUGGAUCAUGUCUCAAGGAAUUCCAACUGAUGUGGUUAUCAAAGUCGGAGAAGCGAACUUUUCCCUUCAUAAGUUCAUGCUGGUGGCAAAGAGCAACCACAUCAGGAAACUCGUGAUGGAAUCGGGGGAAAAAGAUCUGACUAAGAUCGACCUCUCCGGCAUCCCUGGGGGCGCCAAUACCUUCGAGAAGGCUGCCAAGUUCUCCUAUGGUGUGAACUUUGAGAUCACAGUUCAAAACGUGGCUGCCCUUCGCUGUGCCGCCGAGUAUCUUCAGAUGACAGAUCAUUAUUGUGAUGACAAUCUCGCCGGUCGUACUGAUGAUUUCCUCUCACAGGUUGGAUUUUCAAGCUUCUUGAGCUCAGUUGCAGUUCUAAAGUCAUGCGAGGAUCUCCUCCCCUUGGCGGAAGACCUCAAAAUUGUUGAUAGAUGCAUUGAAGCUGCAAUCUUUGAGGCAUGUAAAGAGGCUGAUUUUCCGAGCCGUUCGCCACCAAACUGGUGGAUGGAGGAGCUAACCAUUUUGGAUGUGGCUUUCUUCGGGAGGAUUAUCAGUGCCAUGAGAGCAAGGGGCACAAAACCCGUAGUCUUGGCAAGGUCUAUUAUGACGUACACCGAGAGGAACCUUAGGGAUCUUGUCCGGGACCAUUCUGGCAAUGGGACCAGGUCAUCGGCUCCCACUGACCACGAACACAUGACCAAACAGUGCAAGCUUGUGGAAUCCAUAGUUGCCCUUCUGCCCUCUGAGAAGGCUGCUUUCCCAAUCAACUUCCUAUGCUGCCUUCUCCGAUGUGCCAUAUUUGUGAAAGCCUCGACAGGCUGUAAGAAGGAGCUUGAGAAGAGGAUCUCAGCAAUUUUCGAGCACGUAACUGUGGACGACCUUCUAGUGCUCUCAUUCACUUAUGAUGGGGAGAGGCUCUUUGAUCUCGAGAGUGUGAGGAGGAUCUUAGCGGGAUUCGUAGAGAAGGAGAAAAGCGUGGCUGUUUUCAAUGCGAACGAUUUGAGGGAGUUCUGCUCUUCUACUUUGCAGAGAGUGGCCAAGAUUGUGGAUGUGUAUCUAGGCGAGAUUGCAAUUUACAGUGACCUGAGCAUCUCGAAGUUCAAUGGCAUAGCGAAUCUCGUGCCUAAGGCAGCACGGAAAGUUGAUGAUGAUCUCUAUCGAGCCAUUGACAUCUACCUGAAGGCUCACCCGAACCUUGAUGAAAUAGAGAGGGAAAAGGUUUGCAGCGUGAUGGACCCAUUGAAGCUGUCUUACGAAGCUCGGCUCCAUGCCUCCCAGAACAAGAGACUGCCCGUACAGAUUGUCCUGCACGCCCUCUACUAUGACCAGCUCAAGAUUAGAAGCGGCACCUCAGAGAGUUAUAACAAGCAAGAUCCCGUGACAAUGAGAAGCCAAGUUCUGGCCGACGUUUCGCUUGUCAGGGAGAAUGAGGAUCUAAGAUCUGAGCUCACGAUGAUGAAGAUGUACAUCUCGGACCUGCAGAAGAGCCAUGGGCCCAAAGGGUUGACAAGGCGUCCCACGUUCUUCUCAUCCAUGUCCAAGACGCUGGGAAAGUUGAAUCCCUUCCGCCAUGGGUCGAAGGACACUUCUAAUAUCGUCGAUGAUCCUGAGGAGGUUAAGAAGCCGAGAAGGAGAAGGUUCUCAAUAUCUUGAUUUGGUGGCCCUUUUGUCAAAUAAGGUAUAGGAAGUGUAUAGUCUGAACAAGUUUGUGAUGCUUUGUGAAUGUGCUUCUUCUUGUUUUAUUUUCCUCGUAUCUUUUUUUUUUUUCUUGAUGAAUUUUUUAUACUGUCCGUGGUUCAUUGUUUGGCAUUUGAGUUUGCUAUAAAUAUAUUGGUUUAUUAUCGCAUC